AUGCCCGUUCACAGCCGCGAUCUGGAAUUACCUGGUAUGGAAAGGCCCUGGUUUUACCAAAAUAUAAAUAAUCAGUUGCGCGAGGUUCAAAAACAACAAGAAGGUGGAACCAGCAAACUUCGAACACAGUUACAUUUGACACAGGUUGUCUUCCAUGUACGUGGGUCGUCAGGGUCGAAAGUUAAGGAAAGAGCGGAAUAGUAGUAUUCUUUCAGAAUAUUCUUGAAGGUGGCAAGAGAAGAUUUGUUGUGGUUUUGGGUUAUUUCUUUCGGUAGUGCGUUCCAUGUCCGUGUUGAUUGUAUGUAAGAUCUGCUGUACGUUGAUGUUCUGUAUCGUUGCUCUUUGAAGGUAGUACCAACCGCAUUACGCGACAAUCUUGUUGAUCUCUCAGAUUUCUUUGAUUUCGGUAGGAAAGUAUCGUUCACAUGGAUAAGAUUGUUUAUUAGUUUGAAGAAAAAGACCAUGUCUAAGUACUCAUUAAGUUACAUUGAAUUAGUCUGUCUUUGUAUGAGACGUCGGAGUUAAAUGGCAGAUGGAGAAUAUAUUUAGUUGCACGUCGCUGAACCGGUUCAAUCUUUCUUAUUUGCUCUACAGUUUGAGGCGCCCAGACUUGCGUCGCGUAACCAAGAUGAGCACGUACAAUUGUUAAAUAAAUUGUUCGUCUUAUUGUGAGAGACUUUAAAUCUUUUGUUGUUCUUUUCACGUACCCCAAGAUCUGGUUUGCUUUUGUACUCUGCGAUUCUACCUGCUUCUUCCACGAUAGAUCAGACGAGAUCCAUACUCCAAGGUCACGUUCUUGGAAACAGUGGUCGAGCUGCGUAUUUCCCAUGGAGUAUGAGGCCAUAAUGGGCUUUCGUUUACGCGAUAUUGUCUGAACUUUACAUUUAGACUGAUUAAACAUAAGAUCAGAAGACGAUGACCAGUUGUUUAUAUUGGUCAGAUCUUCUUGUAGGAUAGAGCUGUCUGCUUCACACGAUAUGCAUUGGAACAAUUUGGUAUUGUCUGCGAAGGUUGCAAUUGUAGACGAGGAUAUCGCAUCGGGUAGAUCAUUAACGUAAAGCAGAAACAGGAUUGGACCCAAGAUAGAUCCUUGUGGUACUCCGGAUGUCACGGGCGUCGACGUAGAUGUUGACCCUAACGCUGUCACUUUUUGUCGACGAUGGCGAAGAUAGGACUGGAACCAAGAAAGCAGGCCACCGUUGAAUCCAAAACUACGGAGUUUAUCGAUCAUCUUCGUGUGAUUCACUUUAUCGAAUGCACUUUAUGUGAUUCACUUUAUCGAAUUUUUUAUUCUACACCGCAAGCUAGCUUUCUCCGCAGGCAACUCGGUGGCCAAAAGGCAGAAUUAUGCUAUGCUUAUAGAAUCUGAUGGGGUAACAGGGAUCAUGAGGGAUAAUUGUGUAGUGAGGAUAUUUUCAUUACUGUCACGCCCCUACACGUCCCCCUCAAUCUGCUAAAUAGUGCGCAUAUUUCGCGGCCGUUGCUUUCCAACAAGUUGCCUGUGGAGGAAGCUAACCGCAAUCAAUCAAAUAUUUAAUCAAGGCGCCUAAACAACAUACAUAACUAAAACUAAAUACACAUGUAGGCCCUAACAGGAUGAACUUGUGGAUAGAGAUUAGCUCUAUAAUCCAGAGAUUCCGGACUCCUGCACAGGUCACACGGAUUAAAAAUAGAUCAGAAGUAUAUUAUUUUAAUAUCCAUUAAAUCUCACAAAAUUAUUUGAAAUUUGAUAUUCAACUGAAAGUCUUAGCUGUGUCAUUUUAAUUAAGCACCAAGUUAGCGUGUGAGAAGAUGAAACGACCACGGCGUUUUGAAAUCAGGUCUACAUGCACUGGUUGUUGAACAGAGGUUGAUUGAGACAGAAGAUUUGUAAAAACAAUAGCGAGCUUUAAGCAAGCAACGUUUUGUCAACAUGGACGUCACCCGAAAAUUGGUAUAACUAAUUGUGGCGCCAUUUUGCAUCAUAGCACUCGUGUAAUGAAGCGAAAAACUUUAAUAAAAGACUUUCAUAUGUGUUGACGAGUACCACAAACUGACACAAACACAGUUUUUAAUCCAGUCCCCCCUCGGCAAUCUGACGUCCGUGUUGACAAAAAUGUCGCCAAAAGAGCAAGAACGUAAAAAUACUGUAAAAAUACCAAGUCUUAUUCUUCAAAAACACUUCGUCUUAUUCUUAUUCUUCAAUUCAAGUGUUAUUCUUCAAAAACACUUCAUCAAGUAAAAAACAGUGAAAAACCUGAGCAAAAACGGUAAAAAGUCGAGGCCAUAAAGCCAAAAAAUUAAAAAUACAACCAGAAGUUCAGGUUUUGGCGCGAAAAAUGAAGGCGUGAAAAGAUUAGAUUAUCUUCCAGCACGGUAAAAAACCCGAAAAAUGGAUGGGAAGAGCUGACCGUUUACAAAGAGAACAAGAGACUAACGAACUACUAUAUAGUACGCACGCAAAUUCCUCUGAGUAGACAAACUACGCACAUAUAGUACGUCUUGAGGGACGAUCCGUGUGUUUACCCGCGUUUAUAAACAGACGAAUUAUAUAUUAUAUUAUAUUAUAUUAUUUUAUUUUAUUUUAUAUUAUAUUAUUAUAUUAUAUUAUAUUAUAUUAUAUUAUAUUAUAUUAUAUUAUAUUAUAUUAUAUUAUAUUAUAUUAUAUUAUAUUAUAUUAUAUUAUAUUAAAUCCUGUAUAUUAUUAUAAAUCCUGUAUAUUCUAUAUAUUCUCUGGUUUCAUUUGACGUCACGUGGGGGCCAAGGGCUUGGUUGUAUUUUUCGCGCCAAAACCUGAACUUCAGGCCUAUAGUUUGUGUAAAGGGCAAAGGACGGCUUUUAUAUUAUUUUAUAUUGGCUUUUAUAAUAGUUGGAGAAGUCAUUUACAUACGAUUCGUUGACAACCUUUUUGUUUCAUGGUUGCUUCAGUUGACCCCAGUUCAAUGAUUGACCCCCAGUUGAGUAAAUUAUCACUGAAAAUUAUGCUAAAACGUCAAGUGGUUGAAACUCGAGAAUAGCCACUGUUUCUUACUGUGAGCCCAGAAGAGGAGCUUCAAAAACAGCCGAGUCAUGAAAACAAACUACACAUGCGCACAGUGGAUACGCUGGAUACUUUGCGAGGUGUUUGCCAAGAUAUUGCCCCUCUUUUGUUGCUGAAAGUCUUAGCCUCACGACUAUUAGUCAGCAAUUACAUGUAUUCCAAGGCUUUUUAGAAAUUAUUGGGGACGAUUGACUCCUCCCGGUCCCUUUAGUGUUUGCCACUAAUGGCGAGGCCAUGUGCACAUCUAAAAGGCUAACGGGCUUGAACGAGACCACGAAGAGAGUCCCGCAUGAAAAACCUAACCUGGAUGCAUAUAUAAUAGUUAAUUAUUGGAUGGAGGCAUGUGUACUGUAUACUGUGUUUUUGUAUAAAAAUAAUUAACGCUUGGGUUUGACCUUCUUGACAGGUCUGAGUGUAAGAAUUUCACCUAAGAAAUCCACCCAAUAUCGGGGUCAAUAUGUCGUAUUCCAUUGUUAUGUAACUGGAAAUCCGGUGCCAAUAGUCACGUGGUACAGCAAGGGCAAGGAUAUUACUCGUGAUCCACGAACUGAGAUUGGUAAAGUCCCUGGAGGGUAUAUAAUGAGAUUGGGUCCAGUUCAUCCAUUCUUUGAUAACGGUACGCUAGAAUGUCGAGGAAAAAAUGGUGUGGAUUCUCCAGUAUCUGACAAAGUGGAACUUCGCGUACUGCUAAAAACCUUUGGUAAGUUGUCAAGUCUCUGAUAUUUACCUAUCCUGUUAUGUAUCAGAGAUGUGUCAGGUACAUCUAGGCCAAAGUAUUGUGACAUACUGGUACAUUUAUGUUACAUUCACUUUCACUGUAGUGGUAAAUUUGUUUACUGCAGUAUCCGGCAGUAUCUCUUGGUAUCAUAGACGGAUUUUGUGUGUGUGUGUGGGGUGCCACCCAAUAUUAGAUAUAACCCCACCAAACAAAAUGUCCACCCCUCCAAAAAAAUUUUCAACCCCCCCCCCCAAUAUUCGGCAUAAUAAAAAAUAAUUAAAUAGUCCACUCCAAUGUGCAGAGUGUUGAUGAUACAAAAUAAACGUGAGAGUACACUCAAAUAGAAAAAGACAGUGCAAUACUCUGAAACUAAUCGCUCCUCGCUUGCAUUCACUGAUCUAUUGGAGCAAUUGUAAAGUUUUGAAACUCUAUUAUCUCCCCUGAAUAGAGUUUUCAGUGCCUUGUCAUGCAAAUAGCUUGCUUGCAAGGAACGUUUGGAAUUUUUACGAACAUUAUUUUUAGCUUUUAAUUCUUUUAGGAAAUAGACUUGCCUAGAUUUAAUCUUUACGCCCCAAAUAUUAUUUACAUUGGAGUUGCAUCAUAAAUUGUACUCGGAUUCAAACGAUACAUUGUCAAUGACUUUAUAAAAGUAAAAGCAUAUUGUGUAUUGGCCUAUUGGGUUUACACUUUUACAGGUUCUUUUAACUUUAACUCCCUCAAGUCUCAACAGACAAUCGGACAUGCCAAAUCCAUUGAUAUGACAACUUCAAAAAACUUUUUUUCGAAGCUAGAAAUCAUGAUUUUUUUCAAAUUUUUCCAAGGGUAAAAAUUUGUUUUCUGCUCUCUAGAUUCCCCUUCGCUGCUCUAGUGCUCCACCCCUAGAAUAUAGAUAGACCUUACUGGGGUUUGGUGACACUUUGUGUUGUUUCAGUCACCUGCUCACGGCUCACCCCCCUAAAAUUUCGGGCACCACCCCAGUAAAAAAUAUGAAAAUCCGUCUAUGCUUGGUAUUUAUGAAAAUGUAGUCGAGCAGGCGAGCAAAUUUUAUCUAAAUAAAUGAAAUAGAAAAUUAAUAUUGAUGUUCAAGGGUCAGGCACUCUCGAUCAUCUAACGUCAGAGAGCGUGUCCUGAAGGGCGGGAGCCUGGAGGGGAGCAGCAGGGGCAACUGGCCCCCUCGCUAGAGAAAAUUGAAGUUAUUAAUUUUAUAAUGAUAUUAAAAAUGUGGGCUCGCAUUAAAAUCGUAUGUAUGUGAUUUUAUGUCCAUUUUCGACACAUGUUUGGGAAAUUCAUAUUGGGAAAACAUUUUAUGUAGCUACUGUACACGGUCCUGGUCGCAAAGAAAACAAACUAACUUUAAUUUCUUUCAGUGUUACUGGACCCAAACCUGCCUCCUGGAAUCCCCAAACCGUUGGCACGUUAUAACCCAAAUCUUGAUGUUUACGUUGGCGCAAAUAUUACCUUGGUUGUGAAUGUUAGUGGAAAUCCCUUGCCUAAGAUCACUUGGUUUAAAGACAAAAGGUUACUGGAUUGGAGUAAUACCAGAUUCACUCUGUUGAAGAAUAAUAGUUUGAGAAUAACCAAUGCUCAGGUUGCAGACCAAGGCAGAUACGACUACAUGGCUGAAAACAAUAAAGGGCAAAUAUUUCCAAGACCUUGGAUUGUUGGGGUGGAUUGUAAGUAAUGUCUACAACGUGAGGGGCUGUUUUGUAAACAAACAAGGGCUUGUUAAAACCAUUUGUAUAGUCAUAAAGCACUAAAAAUGUAUCUAAACCAUGGAUAACUAAGGGAAUAUAUAUAAGGGAAUUAAUAUAAGGCGUUAUACAAAGAUCGACAAUAAACUUUCUACACAAUCUGUGGAUAAAUAUAUUGUGUAUAAAGUACAGUAUAUAUGGAUAAUCGUGGUCAAUUUCCAUAUUAAAGGGUAUGAGCAACAAAAAUUUUAUUGCUUCAUCUGAAAGAGCAUGAAAAAAUAAGCCGAUUGGCCGUUUAAUGCUCUAUUCUAUCUCAUCUGGUUCCGAAGUUAUACGCAAAAAUGUGUAAAAUAUAAAUUGCUGAUUCAGUACAACAUGUGACGUCGUAAGCUGGGUAAGUAUGUUAACUUUAUUGAAUAGUAAACUGAAGCAUAGCUCAGUUAUUAUUGUCUCAAAUCAAAUGAAAUUUUGCAUACAGAUAGUACAUGAUGAGACGCAUGGGAAAAUACUUCUAAUUUUGUUGUCAAGGCAACAUAGUCGUUCCCAGGCCCCUUACACUGAUUUUGAAUAACUAGUUGCAUUUAUCUAUGUGUAUGUCAUUUUCGAAUUAUUAUCAUGCAAGUAAACUUUUGGCAUGCAUAGGCAUGGUACACAUACUUCUGAUAUUAUUUUAUUCUUAUAAGUACCAUGAAUAAAGCUGUUUUAUAAAAUUGGCGCAAGGGGCCUGGGAACGACAUUGUUCCCUUGGCAACAAAAUUAGAAGUGUUUUUCAAUACGUCUCAUCAUGUACAAUCAGUAUCCAAAAUUUCAUUUGAUUUGGGCCCAUAAUAACUGAGCUAUGCUUCAGUUUAGUAUUCAUUAAACAUACUUACCCAGCUAAUGACGUCACACGUUGUGCUGAAUCAGCAAUUUAUAUAUUUGCGCAUUUUUGCGUAUAACUUCGGAACUAGAUGAGAUAGAAUAGAGCAUUAAACGGCCAAUCGGCUUAUUUUUCCAUGCUCUUUCAGAUGAAGCAAUAAAAUUUUUAGUUGCUCAUACCCUUUAACAUCCUCAAUUAUCAUAUAUACAGUCCUAACCCUAGUCGAAUCCCUUAUCCCUAACACUGAAUUCCAACCCUAAUCCUUGUAAUGUAAUUUCGUGAUGGUAAUAUUGAAGUCACCCAAAUAGUAACAAAAGUUUUUUAAAAAUUGGCUACUUUUUCCUCACGCUCAUUCAGAUUUGACCUUUCACUGUUUCACUUAUUAGUUAUUUAACUUUAAUCAUAGUCUAAUACCCACAUUAUUUUAUUCGUAUAGAUAUUAAAACAAAACCAGGAUUCAAACCAGGACUAAAAAAUCAAGUUGUCGACCCAGAAACAGACAUUGUGUUAAACUGCUUAGCCACAGGUUACCCCAAACCAGAUGUCUUAUGGAAAAACAGUAAAAAUCGUACAAUACAAGAAGAUGGAUUUCUCCGCAUCACAAACGUCCGAAAGUCUGAAACAUACAGAUGUUUUGCAAAAAAUGAACUAGGUAACGCGACGAUUUCAGUGAAUGUGACUCUUAGUGGACUACCUUUUGCACCAAGAAAUCUCAAACGAAAGUCUCAAACAGGCUAUUCUCUGACUGUGUCGUGGCAAGAUGGCGAAGCCGGGACAAAGAUUGAUUAUCAUGACAUUAACUACCGUAAGAUAGGUGAUCUGUAUUGGAGAACUGCAUAUGAUAUACCAGGAAAUUUGAGAGAAUACCGUCUAGAUGAUCUGAAUGCGUACACUGAUUACGAAGUACAAGUGUUUGCCCGGAACAAAGUUGGAAAAAGUAAAGGAAGUAAAAUUAUUAACAUAAUGACGAAUGAAACUGGUGAGUUUAUGAAAGUAUCUUAGUUACAGUAUGUUUUGUGAUGAUAGUGAUGAUCAGGUUGAUUGCCGUUUCUCUGGAGCAUAGAGAUAAUAUAUAUAGAAUGCGCACUCUUUUCUCAGUGAAAAUUCUGUCUCCACAAAAUAGCGGAUUUAUAAGGGUAUUUUGGCUCGUCCCAAUCUCCUGUAGCAGUUGUAAUUAAGGAGUGC
Molecule: messenger RNA, 7472 nt
Organism: Paramuricea clavata
Lineage: Eukaryota; Metazoa; Cnidaria; Anthozoa; Malacalcyonacea; Plexauridae
Source: the annotation of a GenBank genome assembly